AUGACUCCCAUGUGCUCCAGUUGCACUCCAGACAACAGCUGCCAUCGUCCAUACCUCACCCAUGCUCUGCUCCAGCUUUCCAUCAAUAAGAUCAUAUUAGCAAAUUCAUCAUAUAUACAGAUGAAGGCGAUUGCGUCGGCGGUGAUGAUGGACUUCCAAGUGUUGCCCGUCGACGGAGGUGCGAGUCCAGAGAGGAUGAUGAACCCACCUUACGUGUUGUCGCUGCUUCUCAGGAUGAGAGGUGGGUUGCCCGUCAUGAUCAAGAGAAGAGGAUGA
This is a messenger RNA of Linum tenue, 276 nucleotides long. The record is from the annotation of a GenBank genome assembly. Lineage: Eukaryota; Viridiplantae; Streptophyta; Magnoliopsida; Malpighiales; Linaceae.